AUGAAGUCAAAAGAAGAAGAAGAAGAAGAAGAGUAUGAUCUCUCUAUGUCCAUGGCGGAUGAACCGAGCUAUACAGACCUUGCAGACGAUUCUACCUUAGAACCCCUAACCAAGCAAGUCAGCCAUGGUAUGAAGCUGCGGAUGAAUGUUGGGAAAUGGUUUAAAAAUGGCAUAGCAAUGCUGGGCAAUUUCUUAUCUCUCAGCUUUUUCCUUGUGAUAAUCGUUCUGGUCGGAAUCGCAUUUGACGUUGGAGGAAAAUUUUGUGGACUGGUUUUGACACUCGCUCUGGAAGCGUAUUUUUGUUCUGUUGCUUUUUUAAAGCUUUUUGGACUUCGUAAAUUUGCCGUCAUUCUUCAUUUUCUUGAACCUUUACUCGUUCUUCAGCUUUUAAUAAUCGUCCUUAAUAUCUCCCCCAGUCUUGAACAAAAUAAAAUCGCAAACUAUGUCAUCCAUGCUUGGAAUGUGAUACUCUUACAUUGCACUCCUCUUUUUAGCCUGCUAGAAGGCCUCGCAUCUUUACUUGUCAUACAAGCUCUUGGGCAUUUGGGUCGCUGGCUUGUGCAUUACAAGUCUGAAAACUGGAUGUUCUUCAUUCUCCUGAAUGCUAGCAGCGUUAUCUCUAUGAGCUUAUAUUUACUGUACCGCGUUUCUUCAUUCACAAUUUCAAAUUGUAAUGCAGUCAUGAUUGGGUUUUCUUUGGCUGCUGUCGCAGUCGUUUCCAUUUAUGGCGUCUCUUCUGGAAGAGCUAGUCUUUCCGAGGCUUCUUUAAUGUUUUCAUACAUUGCUUACACAGUCUAUAUGGUUUGCACCGACUUUGGAAAUCCGAUUACGAUUUCAACACAAAAACCAAAUUUUGACUACCUACCACCAGACGUAUUACAGAGCGUACAUCAUUUACUUUCUUCCAUUUCUUCCAUUUUCCCAAAGACCCUUUCAAAUGUUGCUUUGUUUAUGGUUGCAGCCAUCAAGACAGUUGCACCUAGUGUGUUUGCUACGUUCGCUUAUCGUAUAACGGUUAUGUACGCAGUGACUCGGAUUCUUCCAGCUAUACAACAAAAUAUAGUAUAUCUCGAAUAUAGCCGAACAACAAAACAGAGCUUAUGGACAGUGAUCUCACCCUGUAUCUUAAUUGCCGUCUAUACGAAUUUGCUCCUUCAGCACCUAUAUCCAGCGCCUUCUUUCGGUUCUCUUACCAACCAAGUUCUUUGUUCAGCAGAGAUCUGGCGCUGGGUUACUGCAAUCUUAACCAUUAUUUUAUACGCUGUUGAAUUAGCAUACAGCAAAGAGAGCAAUACGGGACAAGCUCUUGCAAGUCAUUUUAAGCUGGACUAA
Schizosaccharomyces osmophilus is the source of this 1332-nucleotide messenger RNA. RefSeq names its product ER membrane protein involved triglyceride mobilization ICE2 family (gene ice2). The coding region runs from base 1 to 1332 and encodes 443 amino acids. The record is from RefSeq and is a predicted model, not a curated record. The transcript has 5 exons. NCBI's taxonomy places the organism in Eukaryota, Fungi, Ascomycota, Schizosaccharomycetes, Schizosaccharomycetales, Schizosaccharomycetaceae. Gene Ontology annotation, cellular component: endoplasmic reticulum membrane; cortical endoplasmic reticulum; perinuclear endoplasmic reticulum. Gene Ontology annotation, biological process: endoplasmic reticulum inheritance; septin ring assembly.